Messenger RNA from Mesorhabditis belari, 501 nucleotides. Lineage: Eukaryota; Metazoa; Nematoda; Chromadorea; Rhabditida; Rhabditidae. The record is from the annotation of a GenBank genome assembly.
AUGUACUCUCUGCAAGACAUCUUCAUUUUACUCAUCGAAAUUCUCUGUGUUAUUCUCUAUCUCUUUAUCAUGUAUGUAAUCGAUUUCUCAAAGAGCUCAUCGAUGAAAUCACAAUUCAUCGGUCAGUCGUGGAUUCUGUGUUGCUUUGACUUGGGUUGGCUGUUUUUUUCGAUCGUACUUCGUAUUCUCCGUGAAAUGGGGAUUUCUGUUGGAUGGGCCUACUCGAUUUUCAUCAUCACAAAGAUUUCCCUAGGCGCUCAUCAACUAACAAUGAUUUGGAUCAAUUGGUCACGCUUUCAAAUCCUCAACAAUGCGAUGCGGAAAAGCGAAGUCUCGAACUCGUUGACGAGCUCACAAAGACACAAAGCAGUGUUGCUCUUUUUCACGCCUUCUUUUUUCUGGUCUUUGUUUCGAGUCGUGAUUGUGUUCAUCGAUGGAUGGCCUGAUUUGAAUUACACGUGGCCAGACAAGACGUUGAUGUUUGUGGGAUUUGCGGAAAUU